AUGCUUGGUAGACUACAGAGUAAUGGGGGUGCGCUGGUUGGCAGGGUUGUUAAUAUGACGACGAAAGCUGUCAACGUUUCGUUGUACUACGGGAAGGUCGGAGCGGAGUUAUCGAAGCAGGUGUAUUUGAAGGAGAAGUUGCAGCCGCCGAGUUGGGCCGACUUUCAGAGUGUAUAUUUGAAGCUGUACCAGAGCUCGUUGCGGCUAGCGAACAGCCCCAAGGCGGCGAUCGACUGUCUGUCGCAGAUCCCAAAGAACGAUUUGAUAAAGUAUGGCUCCAUUGGUGUCCAGUUGGUUGGGUUUUACUCCGUCGGGGAGGUCAUUGGCAGGAGGAAGCUGGUUGGGUACAGAACGUACAAUGAGCCAGCUGGAAAGGCGGAGCAUUGA
This is a messenger RNA of Huiozyma naganishii CBS 8797, 387 nucleotides long. RefSeq names its product F1F0 ATP synthase subunit g (gene ATP20). The transcript has a single exon. The record is from RefSeq and is a predicted model, not a curated record. The coding region runs from base 1 to 387 and encodes 128 amino acids. Gene Ontology annotation, biological process: proton motive force-driven ATP synthesis. Lineage: Eukaryota; Fungi; Ascomycota; Saccharomycetes; Saccharomycetales; Saccharomycetaceae. Gene Ontology annotation, molecular function: proton transmembrane transporter activity.